This is a messenger RNA of Symphalangus syndactylus (siamang), 785 nucleotides long. RefSeq names its product H1.2 linker histone, cluster member (gene H1-2). The record is from RefSeq and is a predicted model, not a curated record. NCBI's taxonomy places the organism in Eukaryota, Metazoa, Chordata, Mammalia, Primates, Hylobatidae. Gene Ontology annotation, biological process: nucleosome assembly. Gene Ontology annotation, cellular component: nucleosome. Gene Ontology annotation, molecular function: DNA binding; structural constituent of chromatin.
CUGCCCAAGCACUGCUUCAUCGGCGCUUUGCCACUUGUACCCGAGUUGUUGAUCUUCAACAUGUCCGAGACUGCUCCUGCCGCUCCUGCUGCCGCGCCUCCGGCGGAGAAGGUCCCUGUAAAGAAAAAGGCGGCCAAAAAGGCCGGGGGAGCGCCUCGUAAGGCGUCCGGUCCUCCUGUGUCCGAGCUCAUCACCAAGGCGGUAGCUGCCUCUAAAGAGCGCAGCGGAGUUUCUCUGGCUGCUCUGAAAAAAGCGUUGGCUGCCGCCGGCUAUGAUGUGGAGAAAAACAACAGCCGCAUCAAACUUGGUCUCAAGAGCCUGGUGAGCAAGGGCACUCUAGUGCAGACGAAAGGUACUGGCGCUUCUGGCUCCUUUAAACUCAACAAGAAGGCAGCCUCCGGGGAAGCCAAGCCCAAGGUUAAGAAGGGGGGCUCAACCAAGCCUAAGAAGCCAGUUGGGGCAGCCAAGAAGCCCAAGAAGGCGGCUGGCGGCGCUACACCGAAGAAGAGCGCUAAGAAAACACCGAAGAAAGCGAAGAAGCCGGCGGCGGCCACUGUGACCAAGAAAGUGGCCAAGAGCCCAAAGAAGGCCAAGGUUGCGAAGCCUAAGAAAGCUGCCAAAAGUGCUGCUAAAGCUGUGAAGCCCAAGGCUGCAAAGCCCAAGGUUGUCAAGCCUAAGAAGGCGGCACCCAAGAAGAAAUAGGCGAACGCCUACUUGCAAAACCCAAAAGGCUCUUUUCAGAGCCACCACUGAUCUCAAUAAAAGAGCUGGAUAUUUGGCUUUGC